AUGUCCGCCAAGUCCAUCCUCGAGGCCGACGGCAAGGCUAUCCUCAACUACCACCUCACCCGCGCUCCCGUCAUCAAGGCAUCUCCUCUUCCCGUCCCCACCAAGCACAACCCUCCCCCCAGGUUGUGCUCUCUGCACUUCCCCGAGGAUGCCAACGUCGAGGAUGUCCUCAACCAGGCCGAGGUCACCUACCCCUGGGUUCUCCAGCCCGGUGUCAAGUUCGUCGCCAAGCCCGAUCAAUUGAUCAAGCGCCGUGGCAAGAGCGGUCUCCUGGCCCUCAACAAGACCUGGCCCGAGGCUCGCGCCUGGAUCGCCGAGCGUGCUGGUAAGGAGCAGAAGGUCGAGACCGUCACUGGUGUCCUGCGCCAAUUCCUCGUCGAGCCCUUCGUUCCCCACCCUCAAGACACCGAGUACUACAUCAACAUCAUGUCCGUCAGAGAUGGCGACUGGAUCCUCUUCACCCACGAGGGUGGUGUUGAUGUCGGUGAUGUUGACGCCAAGGCUGAGAAGCUCUUGAUCCCCGUCGACCUCUCACAAUACCCUUCCAACGACGAGAUCGCCGCGUCUCUGUUGAAGAAGGUCCCCAAGGGUGUUCACAACGUGCUGGUUGACUUCAUCACCCGGUUGUACGCCGUCUACGUCGAGUGCCAGUUCACCUACCUCGAGAUCAACCCCCUCGUUGUCAUCCCCAACGAGGAUGCCACCUCCGCCUCUGUGCACUUCCUCGAUCUUGCUGCCAAGCUCGACCAGACCGCCGACUUCGAGUGCGGUGUCAAGUGGGCUAUUGCCCGCUCCCCUGCCGCUCUCGGCCUGACCAACGUCGCCGCCGCCAACGGCGAGAAGGUCAACAUCGAUGCCGGCCCGCCGAUGGAGUUCCCCGCUCCCUUCGGUCGUGAGCUGACCAAGGAGGAGGCCUACAUUGCCGACCUUGACGCCAAGACCGGUGCCUCCCUCAAGCUUACCGUCCUCAACCCCAACGGACGUAUCUGGACUCUGGUCGCUGGUGGUGGUGCUUCCGUCGUCUACGCCGAUGCCAUUGCCUCUUCCGGUUUUGCCGACGAGCUCGCCAACUACGGUGAGUACUCUGGUGCUCCCACCGAGUCUCAGACCUACCACUACGCCCGCACCGUCCUCGACCUCAUGCUCCGCGCUCCCCUGACCGACGAGGGCAAGGUCCUCUUCAUUGGUGGUGGUAUCGCCAACUUCACCAACGUCGCCAGCACAUUCAAGGGUGUCAUCCGCGCCCUCCGCGACUACGCCAAGCAGCUCAACGAGCACAAGGUCCAGAUCUGGGUCCGUCGUGCCGGCCCCAACUACCAGGAGGGUCUCAAGAACAUGAAGGCUGCCACCCAAGAACUUGGCCUGAACGCCAAGAUCUUCGGCCCCGAGAUGCACGUCUCCGGUAUUGUGCCCCUGGCCCUCGUCCCCGGCAGAUGGGAGGCCAGCGGCGCUGAGGAGUUCAGAGGUUAA
Molecule: messenger RNA, 1470 nt
Organism: Colletotrichum abscissum
Lineage: Eukaryota; Fungi; Ascomycota; Sordariomycetes; Glomerellales; Glomerellaceae
Exons: 2
Coding region: 1-1470 (489 amino acids)
Biological process (GO): tricarboxylic acid cycle; fatty acid biosynthetic process; acetyl-CoA biosynthetic process
Cellular component (GO): cytosol
Molecular function (GO): ATP citrate synthase activity
Source: RefSeq, a predicted model, not a curated record